AUGUCUAAUCCAGAAACGACCAGCCUUCUACAUAGAAGGGACACCGCACUAUGGAUAGAAGCUAUCCAGGCGCACAAUGCCGGCGUGAAGCAUGGCUCUGCUAGCAAGAAAUUCAUUCACCUCGACAAGCUCCAAAAUCAUACAGUGGAUGCCAACACUCUGAUUUCUGUGGCUCAUGAGGUAUACAAAGGCUUAGAUAAAAAGCGCGGCCGAUUUGCCACAUGCCUUGUGUCCAUAUGGCACUUACUACACAGACACGCAAAGUCGAUCGAUGUCUUCAUCCAAUCUAGGCCCGAACUUACGAGUCUAAUAUGGGGCUCUAUCGCUGAAGAGGAGGAGCGGGCGUGCUGCAUCGCCGGGGAAGGUAUCCUAGAGAUCCUUCGCCAUCUUGGGCGGUGGGAGCAAGCAGCAGCCAUUUCAGAUCUUCUCAGCUCUGAGCCUGUGCAGAGGGCAAUUGUGAUUUUGUACACAAAAGUUUUGGACUUUCUAGUCUCUGCGACACUGUGGUUGAAAAGAAGCAAGUUGUCGAAGAUUGGCGCUACGAUCCUAAGCGCAAAGGGAGAAAAAUUCGACACGAAAUUGAAGAAUCUGCGUGAGGCAUCAGAGUUCGUCGAUACGGAGAUCCAAACUCGAUACUUGACUCUGCUCCAAACAGUCAACGUCGAUGUGCAGAGUACAAUGAACAAGCUUGAUCAGGGUAUUGCACAAGCUCAGCAGCUCUCUAAUACAUCACAGCUAAGGGAGGUAAAAGAGUGGCUUCUGAAAGCGACCAUCAAGGCGCCUCUUCCAGGUGUCCGAGUAAAAGGCACCUGUCAAUGGUUGCUCGAGCAUCCUAUUUUUAUCCAGUGGCACUCUCAACAAACUUCGCCCACUCUAUGGGUCGAAGGGCUACCAGGCCGUGGGAAGUCCGUCACAGCUGCCUUUCUUCGGCAGUAUUUGAGUAAUAACGAAGAAAGAGUUGCAUUUUAUGCUUUCCAUCGAUCUAGCUCGGUUGAACAGUCGACCCCUUCCUUGGCUCUUGCUUCUCUUAUGGCACAACUUCUUGAAACAUCUGGCGAGGUAGAGCCAAGAAUUAUCACUGCACUCGCCAAACUUUCAAGCCAGUUCCCUCUAGGGCCGGUUCAAUGCCCCUUUGACCAAAUCGAACCAGCUGCAGUGCUCAUUUUCAACUCUGAAAAAGGCUUUAGCAUCGUCUUGGAUGCAGUAGAUGAGUGUACUGUUGAACACCCGUCAUCUCAUCCGGGAGCUCUGCAGCUGUUCCAAUUCUUUGACAAGGUAUUAUCAACGGCUGAUAGAAAGAUCGCCGUAUUUUCGAGACCGGAUCCCCGAUUCCAGAGCAUUAUCCGAUCUUGCAUAACCAUUCAGUUGUCAGGCGAGCUACUACUACCCGACGUUAUGAGCUUUUCAGAAGCAGAGUAUCGAAAAUUGGAUUUACCAGACACGGAAAUACCUGCUGUUAUGGAUUGCAUUCGCUCUACAUCACAAGGGUCUUUCUGGUGGACGAGACUGUUUUUGGAACACUUGCACGGGGCACUGGACAUGCCUGCAUUCUGUGAUCGAUUGUGCUCGCCUGUGCCAUCAAUUCACCAGUACUACUUGCAUAUUUUACAGGAAAGGUCCAGAGACUUAGACAAGAGUCAACAGGACCGUCAGAUAUCAAUUUUGGCACUGACAUUUCAUGCCCAGAGAGUGCUUACCGUUGAUGAGCUGGCCGAUGCAGUAUCAAUCUGGCCCAAACGGGCGAGCGAAAUCAUAUCCCAGUUAUGUCAGCCGCUUAUUUCGACUUUGGAAGAUGUUGUUCAGUUCUCCCAUCCAACGGUCAGGGAGUUCUUCGAAUCUUCCAGUAGCUACAUUGAGGACCUACAAUUCCGUAAUAACACCUCUCGCUCUCAUAGCAUUGCAGUAGAAAAGUCUCUCCUGGUGCUCCUAAGAAGAAAGUAUGCCGAUACGAAUAGCAUUGAGUGGUACUUGAACUGGAACAUGGACCAAUCGAAACGUUCAACGGAACUGUUGCCUCAUACGAAUGACGGUUUCUACGACUAUGCAGCAAGGUAUUGGCAUGUACAUCUAUGCAAGAUCAAGACACCAAGCGAGUCUACGUUGCAGAUCCUGAAAGAAUUUUUGGUGAGUUUACAGUACGCACACUGGAGCCAAUACAGCGCUGCUGCCAUUGGCCAUAUGAUAGGAGUCAUUGGACCACUGGACCAAAUAAAACUAUGGGCAAAGGAGCUCCCAGCCCAUCAGCAAGAUUUUCUAAACAUUGAAAAUUCCUACUCACUCUCUUACAUGAGACUUAUAGAGGCAUAUGGCAGCUUGAAACCAAUGAACCAGUGCCUUGCUCGGCUUAGCAUUUGCGGCCACCUACUAAACCUGGGACAGGUCGAAGAGCAAGCCGAGCUUCGUACAAUGGUUUCGACUACUUUACGUAGUCAACUGCCCAUCGACCACCCUAUUUCUCUGAGAAAUAGAGCGGACCUUGCAUAUUCGAUGUUUCUUUGUGGGAAACUACGUGAUGCCCGCGCAAUAUACUCUGGACUUGUUGAAGUAUACCACGGUGCUUAUGGGGACGAGGACGUCCGCUUUACCGAAGCGCUACAUUAUCGUGGCGAAAGCGAAUACCUUAUGGCAGAAUUUGGCUUGGCUUUUGUAACAUUGACAAAAUCUGUAAUGGGAUUUAUGAAAGCACGAGGCCCGGACAGUUGGUCUUACAUUGCUGCCAAUCUAUGGUAUGGGCGGAACCUCGCGCACCUGGGAAAGAUUGAAGCUGCCAUUAAGAUAUGGGGCGAUAGUUUGCAGAAACGGCUUGAGGAUCAUGGAAUCCAUGAUGGAUUGACAACUAGGAUUCGUAUUGGCCUGGCCGACUUACUGAGGUUCACAUGCCGAACGGACGAGGCUAUCAUCCAUCUUCAAAAGACUCUUCGAAUCCUCAGGGCCUCCCGUCCACUUACAGAUAUCUCAAGAUUAGAUGCGGAGAUUCUCCUGGCGAAAGCAUACAAGGAAAGCAAGAUGAGCAGUGCUGCAUGGGCAAUUGUUUACGAACUAGAAAACGAUGGGUGCCUCAAGUCCCAUUUCAAACGAUCCUGCCAAGUAGAGCAUCUCAAAGGUCUUCUUUUGGACAUGGACGGGUUCUUGGAUGAUGCCAUUAUGACACUCUCAAAUGCUUUGAUUAAACUGGAUCGAGAUCAGAAUAACCUGGCAUUAUUAUGGGCACGGUUAGAUUUGGCAGACAUGCUUCGACGACGUGGUGCUGAGGGCGAUAUAAAUACAGCCACCGUCAUUUUUGAAAAGUUGGUUAAAGGAGUGUCAGAAAGUGAUGACCCGUGGGUCCAGGAUGAACCAGACAGCCCAAAGCUUUUAUCAGUGGCUGAGAAAGCGUUAAGAAUGAUUAGAUCUGGGCAGCAUAUUAAGGCAAGGGAGUUACUUCAAUUCGAGGAGAUGAACUGGAUUUGCCCGAGCGAUCUCUGGCUUUGGUAUACAGAUGCUAUCUUUAUUUAA
This is a messenger RNA of Clonostachys rhizophaga, 3495 nucleotides long. The record is from the annotation of a GenBank genome assembly. NCBI's taxonomy places the organism in Eukaryota, Fungi, Ascomycota, Sordariomycetes, Hypocreales, Bionectriaceae.